GACGAAGGAGCAGGCGGAGAGUUAAAAUGGACGAGAGGAGACUCCUAGAGAGGCCGAGGAAAGGGAGGGGCUGCUGGGCACGGGGACUGAUCUCUCCAUCAGUCGGCUCAGUUGCCCCUCGCCUCCGAAGGAGCCCUCUUCGCCAGCUGCAGCAUCAGCCCCGUCCGGGGACUUGCAUUACGAAUUUCUCAAGGGACUUAGAUCUUUGCAUAAUGUGUCCGAAGUAUGAUCGUUUGAGCCUGGUCAUUUGUGUCUCGAGUGAAAAGUCUGGAUUGAUUGUAAAAAUUCUGACAUUUUGUUGUGGGGGAUGGUGGCUGUUGCUUUUCCUGCCCUCCUCCUUUUGAAACCUGUAGAAAGGUCUUUUUGCGGUCUUGGUUCCCCUAACCGCUUAUUUUCCAUAUACUUUAAUGCCUUGUCAACCAUGAAUUUGCCAACAGUGAGGUUUUGCCAGAACGGAAGCCUAGCGGUUGGUGAGGGGGAGAGCCUUCGGUCCUAACUAGAACUGCCUUGAUGUGUAAAAUUCUUUCCAGCCAGUAAAAUGCUUUCCAGCCAUGGGAAUAAUACUUCAGGCUGAGUGAUGUGUUGCCUUUGUAUGAGUUAAUAGUCCCGCCAGUCUGGGCAGUCCUUGCUCUAAGAGUGAAACUUGCAGAAGAGUAAGGAGGGCUUUCAAUAUUCCUGGAAGCUUUGCCUUGGCUGCACUGAGAAAAGAUGGGAAAGGAACGCUCAGCUUGCCCUGCAGGAGGAAGGGACCCUCUUGCCAUCCAGGUUGGGAGCAGCGGGGAAUUCUGGGAAAGAACUGUGCAGAAGCUGCUUGGGGAGGACACCUCCGUCUCGGCUGCAAAGCGCCAGAUAUUCAAGCAGUUCUGCUAUCAAGCCGCCGAGGGCCCCCGAGAGGUUUGCAGCCGAAUCCACAGCCUUUGCCGCCAGUGGCUGGAGCCAGAAAAGCACACAAAAACUCAGAUCCUGGACCUGGUGAUCUUGGAGCAGUUUCUGUCUGUCCUGUCCCCAGAGAUUAGGAGCUGGGUGAGAGAAUGUGGAGUGGAGACCAGUUCCCAGGCAGUGGCUCUGGCAGAAGGUUUCCUCCUGGGCCAGGCAGAGGACAAGAGGCAGGAAGAGCAGCAGGAGCAGAAGCCAUCAGAAGUGAAUACUGGUUACUCUGAGGCUGAGAAGGCUGCAUUGGAUCUCAGAGAGAAGCCACUGUUUGGGUGGAUUGUGGAAGAGGGAGACAGAGGAGCCACCUUGCCUGGUGGGGAAAUGACACUGGCUCUUCCUUCCAGGCUUUCUCCUCUUUGUGGCGAUGCAGAGAUGGCCUUUGUGCAACUGGACCAGUAUUUCCAGAUCUGCCAUUGCUUUGAUUCAUGGAUGGGGCCGUAGCCCAGCGGUUGAGCAUCUGCUGUGCAUGGGGAAGGUCCCACAUUCAAUUCCUGGCAGCAUCUCUGGGUAAUAGAGAGAAGACCGAGGAAGGCAGCGAACAGCGGAAAAAGAAAAUGGAAACAAAAUAUCAGGGUGUGAAGAAAUCUGCUGCUUCUUUACACUCUGACUUCCAUGAAAUCCCAGUUAAAAAAAAGGGUUGCAAAGGAAACAGAAGGAAUAAAUAUCCACAAGAUGCAAAGAUCUUAAGAAGUAAAUCAAGCCUAAGCACACAUCAAAGAAUCGAGACAGGUGAGAAAAAAUAUGAAUGCUUAGAGUGUGGAAAGAGCUUCAGUCAGAGCUCCAACCUUACUAACCACCAAAGAAUCCACACAGGGGAAAAGCCAUAUCAGUGCUCGGUGUGUGGAAAGAGUUUCAAACAGAACUCUCAUCUUACUUCCCAUCAAAGAAUACACAAAGAGGAAAAACCUUAUAAAUGCUCAGAAUGCGGAAAGAGCUUCAGGCAUAGCUCAACUCUUACUUACCAUCAAAGAAUCCACAGAGGAGAGAAACCAUAUCAAUGCUUGGUGUGCGGAAGCAGCUUCAGCAAGAACUCAUGGCUUACUUCCCAUCAAAGAAUCCACACAAGAGAGAAACCAUAUCAGUGUUCAGUGUGUGGAAGCACUUUCAGCAAGAACUCACAGCUUAUUUCCCAUCAAAGAAUCCACACAGGAGAGAAACCAUAUCCAUGUUCAGUGUGUGAAAAGAGAUUCAGCAAGAAUUCACACCUUAUUUCUCAUCAAAGAAUCCACACAGGGGAGAAACCAUAUCAAUGCUCAGUGUGUGGGAAAAGCUUCAUCCAGAGCUCACAGCUUAAUUCCCAUCAAACAGUCCACCGAAGGGAGAAACCAUAUCAAUGCUCAGUGUGUGGAAAGAGCUUCAGCUGGAAUACCAGCCUGACUUUGCAUCAAAGAAUCCACACAGGGGAGAAACCAUAUCAGUGCUUGGUGUGUGGAAAGUGCUUCAGUCAGAAUUCACAUCUAAAUUCCCAUCAAAGAAUCCACACAGGGGCAAAACCUUAUCAGUGCUUGGUGUGUGGAAAGAGCUUCAGUCGGAGCUCAAAAGUGAUCUCUCAUCAAAGAAUCCAUAUCAGUUCUGAGAAUGUGGAAAGAACUUCCAUUGUAGAAAACUCCUUACUUCCUAUUAAAUAAUCUAUAAGGGAAGAAACUGUAUACGAAUACGACAAAUAUUAUUUAUAUAUUGCUUUUCAACCAAAGUUUCCAAAGUAGGAGCAUAGGAAACUGCCAUACACUGAGUCAGACCAUUGGUCUGUCUAGCUCAGUAUUGUCUUCACAGACUGGCAGUGGCUUCUCCAAGGUUGCAGGCAGGAAUCUCUCUCAGCCCUAUCUUGGAAACGUACUGUAUGCUUUGGUAGUUUGUUGGUUCAAUAAAAAAAUCUUGUCCUAUUUAAAAAAUAAAUAAAUCUUGUCCUAUGUUGGAGAAGCCAGGGAGGGAACUUGAAACCUUAUGCUCUUCCCAGAGCGGCUUCAUCCCCUGAGGGGAAUAUCUUGCAGUGCUCACACAUCAAGUCUCCCAUUCAUAUGCAACCAGGGCGGACCCUGCUUAUGUGGGAUCCUUUAUUUACUCUAAGUCCUCUAGCACUGCACGGCCCAACAACAAGGCAGCCCCAGGAAAACGGACACAGACACCAGCUGGUUUUAGUCAAUCAAUGAUUCCUGUUUAUUAUAGUCAGUUAAACAGCAAGCUAGCUCCUAAUUCACACACGCACACACACACACACACACACACACACACACACACACACACACACACACACACACACACACCAGCCCCACUCCAAAGAUUAUCAGUCUCUGAAAGGGGUAUUGGAAGAAGUGUGGAGGCCUCACUCUGGGUGGUGAUGCUUCUCAGGGAUCUUCUGGUUUCCUGCCUGACUUAUAAAGGGAUGUUUCCACUCCGGCUGGUACAUCUGCAGUCCACUUCCAUUUCCGUGAUCACAAGAUGUACUCCUCUUAUCUUUUUGUUCUAUUUCCAGUUCUUUCUCCUUUACAAUGUCUUUGGCAGUUCUCCCCAGUUUUCACUAAUUCUUCAGGCCUUUGGCAUCUUCCCCAACACUGUUCGUGUUCGAAAAAGAGUGGGGUUGGGGCACCCUUGAUGUUGCUCACUCAUUCAUUCUUCCAUACAUACUGCUUGCAAGUACUACCUAAGUUUCUUAAUUUGUCAAGAUCACAUGGCUCAUAGGGUUACAGAAAUGAGCUAUUACAAAUUAGUAUAUUCUUUCUUAUCUCUAGAUCAUUAUAAACUUGCGAGUUGGCCAAGUAUUUUAUGCAUCACUACUAUCACAAGGCUAGCAUAAUUCUACACUUAGGAAUGGGGACGAGUCAUGCUUGCUACCACAAAACCAGCUCUCCUAUUGGUAUGUUUACAUAUAAAUAAAUAAAAUGCCCAAAAUAUCAGUAUUUGAUGUGUGGAAAGAGUUGUAGCUGGAGGUCAGUUCUUAUUUACCAUCAAAGAAUCCACACAGGGGAAAAACAGUAUACAUGCACAGAAUGUAAAAAGAGCUCCAGGUCCAGCUCAGAUCUCAACAAACAUAAAAGAAUAGUUGAGACCAUUUAAAUGCUCAAAGAUUGUAAGCCCCUUGUUGACCAGCUUAUCUAUCCUCUUUGAGCUGUAGGCACUUUUAUUCAUUUUUUUUAAGGUAGGGAAGAUAUCUGGCUGAGAGACCAUCCCCAAUCAAGUGUGGGACUUGCACCUGCUAUUCAGUCAUGGCCAGAGAAAGGGGAUAGAGGAGCUUUUGGUCUGUCUUAGAGAAGGGUGUCUCUUUAUAAACAUGACAAUAAACUAUGUACAGGCUAUUUACUGUGCUGCUUUACAUCUUA
Molecule: messenger RNA, 4250 nt
Organism: Hemicordylus capensis (graceful crag lizard)
Lineage: Eukaryota; Metazoa; Chordata; Lepidosauria; Squamata; Cordylidae
Product: zinc finger protein 239-like
Exons: 8
Coding region: 1359-2561 (400 amino acids)
Biological process (GO): regulation of transcription by RNA polymerase II
Cellular component (GO): transcription regulator complex; PcG protein complex
Molecular function (GO): RNA polymerase II cis-regulatory region sequence-specific DNA binding; DNA-binding transcription factor activity, RNA polymerase II-specific
Source: RefSeq, a predicted model, not a curated record